GUAUCGGAUACAUGAGAGGCCAGGACAUUCACUUUUUUAUAUAUAACCAACCAUCUUCAAGAAAUCCCAAAAUAUACAUUCAUUCUCUACAUUCUAUCUCAUAUAUCAUGGAGAGAAAAACAUGCAUUGCCAUGGUUCCUUCCCCUGAACUGAGCCAUUUGAUCCCACUUGUUGAGUUAGCAAGGCGAUUAGUUCUGCACCAUCAUGACUUACAUGUCACAUUACUCAUUCCCACACUUGUUCCUCUCACUGCUUCCAUGAAAGCCCUCCUCAACACUCUCCCUCCCAACACAAACUUCACUGUUCUUCCCCAAGUGAAAAUUGAAGACCUUCCCCACAACAUUAACCCUGUAACAAAAUGGAAACUCAUUGUGCAGCACUCAACUCCAUUCAUCCAUGAGGCACUGACCUCACUCAUUUCCAGCACACGCCUCGUAGCUUUAGUCUACGACAUGUUCUCAUUCGAUGCGCAUCAUGUGGCUAAGAAACUCAACCUCUUGUCUUACCUUUUCUUUAUUUCAGGGGCUGUAGUGCUCUCAUUCUCACUGUCUAGUUUUCCCAAGCUUGAUGAGAGUGUGUGUGUGUCCUCUGAGUUCUUAUCAGACUCAAUUGAAACAGUGAAUGUUCCAGGUUGUGCUGUAGCUUUCCAUGUAAAAGAACUUCCAGAACCAGUUCUCUAUGGAAGAUCAAGUGAAACAUACAGAUCAGUUCUUGAUGUGUUUCACAAGAUUUCAUUGGUAGAUGGUGUCCUAGUGAAUACCUUCACAGAUCUGGAAGCAGGGGCCAUAAGGGCACUUCAAGAGAGAGAAGGUCCUUGUGUUUAUCCUGUUGGACCAAUCAUCAUGACUGAGUCAAGCAGUGAAGAGAACAAGUUAUUGUGUUUGAGAUGGUUGAACAAUCAACCACCGAGUUCUGUCCUUUAUGUCUCUUUUGGGAGUGUUGGAACUCUCUCUUAUGACCUACUCAAUGAGUUAGCUUUUGGAUUAGAAAUGAGUGGCCACAAGUUCUUAUGGGUUGUGAGAGCUCCACUAGAGUAUUUACCAUCUGGUUUUCUUGAUAGAACAAAAACACAAGGCUUAGUGGUUACAUCUUGGGCACCACAAAUUGAGAUUCUUGGUCAUGCAUCAACAGGUGGGUUCUUGAGUCAUUGUGGCUGGAGCUCCACUCUGGAGAGUGUGGUCAAUGGAGUUCCUAUGAUUGUUUGGCCUCUGUUUGCGGAGCAGAGGAUGAAUGCGAAGAUAAUCACUGAUGCGCUCAAAAUUGGAGUGAGGCCGAAGGUCGAUGGUGAAACUGGGAUGGUGAAACGAGAGGAGAUUGCAAGGGGUGUGAAGAGGAUCAUGGAAGGUGAUGAAAGCUUGGAGAUAUGCAGAAGGGUCAAAGAAUUGAGUGAUGGUGCUGCUGCUGCGCUGAGUGAACAUGGUUCAUCCAGAAAUGCAAUCUCUAGUCUAGCUCUGAAAUGGAACAACUUGUGAGUGGCGCCUAGUAAUUGAUAGCAUGUUUAGAAAUCAUUCUACAGUUGAUUCUUAAGCUGGAAUCAAUUUUGGGAGAAGCUUCUGUAAUAAUUUCUGUGUGUAAUUGAUUAUGAGAAAAAAUAAACUGAUCCAAAUCUACUAACAUAA
Messenger RNA from Lotus japonicus, 1619 nucleotides. Its product is annotated as hydroquinone glucosyltransferase-like. Gene Ontology annotation, molecular function: UDP-glycosyltransferase activity. NCBI's taxonomy places the organism in Eukaryota, Viridiplantae, Streptophyta, Magnoliopsida, Fabales, Fabaceae. Bases 12 to 1472 code for a protein of 486 amino acids. The record is from RefSeq and is a predicted model, not a curated record. The transcript has a single exon.